GUAAAUUUAGGUUAAUUAGCGCUGCGUCGCAGCUUUACAGUGUUCAAAUUCGCUUCCCCGUAUUUGCACGUCCCCCUCCCCCCUCUACUGCUGCGAAAAUGAUGAAGCCGACGUCCCCCAACUUCAUGGCGCAGGGUAUCUGGGCCGGUUUCCGCUACUACAUCGGCCACUUCUUCUACCCGAAUAUGUACCGCGAGUUUCUCUCGGUACAGAACGCCCACAAGAUAGAGCGCGCGCUCCGCCUACAGAAGGCCAUUAAGGCGAACAAGGUGGACUACCGCGCCCUCCUUGCCCUCCCCGUCACCGACCACGCCCACCCCUACAAGAUGGAAUACCCGUGGGAGAAGAUUAUGCAGAGCGACCCCCGCGACUUAGGCCUCUACGGUAAGUGGUACGCGAGCAAGAUGAUGUGCUUCUACGAGGGUUUGCAGUUCCACAAGUGGGGCUGCCUGCAGGAUGACCUCAUCAACGCGCACGGCUGGUGGAACCGUGCCGCCCGCACCCGUGCCCCGAAGGACAAGAUCGUGCACGGUGACCGCCGUGUGAUGCGCGCGCGUGUGUUGAAGGACAAGUACAUCUACGAGCCGAAGGACCGCUGGGUGCACCCUGCCGACAACGUGGCCUACUUUGGUCCCUACGUAAUGAUGGUGGCCGACGAGUGGGAGGAGAAGUGGGGCUUCUUUGCCGGCCAGGAGGUGGAGUACUAA
Molecule: messenger RNA, 707 nt
Organism: Leptomonas pyrrhocoris
Lineage: Eukaryota; Euglenozoa; Kinetoplastea; Trypanosomatida; Trypanosomatidae
Exons: 1
Coding region: 99-707 (202 amino acids)
Biological process (GO): mitochondrial electron transport, ubiquinol to cytochrome c
Source: RefSeq, a predicted model, not a curated record